This is a messenger RNA of Stereum hirsutum FP-91666 SS1, 5353 nucleotides long. RefSeq names its product DNase I-like protein. The record is from RefSeq and is a predicted model, not a curated record. The transcript has 26 exons. NCBI's taxonomy places the organism in Eukaryota, Fungi, Basidiomycota, Agaricomycetes, Russulales, Stereaceae. Bases 1 to 3234 code for a protein of 1077 amino acids. Gene Ontology annotation, molecular function: phosphatidylinositol-4,5-bisphosphate 5-phosphatase activity; phosphatidylinositol-3,5-bisphosphate 5-phosphatase activity. Gene Ontology annotation, cellular component: cytoplasm; membrane. Gene Ontology annotation, biological process: phosphatidylinositol dephosphorylation.
AUGCAUUUAUACUUGGGCGAGAGUCCUCGCACUCUCUAUCUUAUAACGAGCUCUCAAGAAGAGAGUGUAGGUCGCCCAAGACGAGCUCUUGUCUUCCGAGCGUCACAAGCCAACCCUUCUCAAGCAAUCGUAGAAUUCCUCCCAAAGGACGAGGUCGAUAUCACCAGUGUUGUGCGGCUGACGAGUCGAUCGGUCAAAGGAUGCCUUGGACUCAUCUCCGUCGGAAAUGACUUGUUUGUGGCCGUGGUCACUGCCUCUUCAGAAAUCGGGAAUAUUCGUUCCUCGGCGCGCACCCCAGAAAACGUCUCCAAAAUACACGAAGUAGCAUUCUACAGUCUUACCUCGUCAAUGUGGGACGACCUCGCUGCUGCUGCCGAUACGUUACCGUCUCCAUCUUUCGCCGGUUCGGGCUCUGAACCAGACCUCAUGUCCUACCGCGAGAACACAACGAACUCCUCGCCCAUACCGCCGCCCGUGUUCGAACAUCCUUGCGUGCCAUUAACGAAGAUCCUAUCGAGUGGGUCGUUCUAUUAUGCAUCGGGAAACCAGCACUGGGAUUUGAGUACUCGGUUGCAGGAAAGGCUGGCAAGAGAUGAGUGGUCGAGAAGGGAAGUGGGAUUGUUCGAUGAGAGAUUUGUGUGGAACGAGUACAUCGUGAGGAGCUUGCUGGACUUCAGAGAUAGAUUGGAUGAGCGGGAGAGGGAUGACUUCGACAGGUGCCAGUUUGUGCUGUUGGCCAUUCAAGGAUACGUCGGAGUCUUCAAUCUUGCCUUACCUGCACCACCGACAGAUGGAAAGCCCACGGUUGCUAGUUUGUGUCUCAUCUCUCGAUUAGGAUGGAAACGAGCGGGUACUCGGUUCAACACUAGAGGUGUUGACGAUGAUGGAAAUACUGCAAACUUUGUCGAGACCGAGACCCUCUUGAGCACGGAUCAGAAUUGUUACAGCUACGUCCAAGUCCGUGGAAGUGUCCCGUUGUUCUGGGAACAGCAAGGUCUACAAACGUUCGGACAACGCAUCCAAAUAACUAGGCCCCAGGCCUCGCAACAUGCCUUCGAUCGUCAUUUCUCAACCCUCAUCGAGCAGUACGGUGAAGUCAACGCCAUAAACUUGCUCGGAACCAAAGAAAACGAGGCAGCGCUGACCACAGCGUAUGCUAAGCAUGUGGACAACGCCAAAGGCCUUCCCAUAGUCAUCACGCACUUUGAUUUCCACAACGCGGUCAGGCUCGGUGGACAUGACUCGGUUAUUACGGGCGUGAAGCGUGUAAAACAUAUUGCUGACAAUAUCGAAGAUUUCAGCUUCACGAUGUAUGAUCUCGGAACCGAUGAAGUACUCGUACGCCAAAAGGGUGUAUUCCGCACCAACUGUCUUGACUGUCUAGAUCGAACUAACUUCGUCCAAGACAUCGUCUCUCGUGCUGCUCUAGAAGUAUUUCUUGGUCACGUUCGGCCGGAGUGGAUAUCCUCAACAUCGUUAUGGUCUUACCAUCGGGAACUGUGGGCCGAGAAUGGGGAUGCGUUGUCGAGGAUCUAUGCAGGUACAGGCGCCCUCAAUACGAGCUAUACGAGAAGUGGAAAGAGAACACUGGCCGGUGUACUGUCGGAUGCGACGAAGAGUGUGUCAAGGGCGUACAUCAACAAUUUCCAAGACAAGGGAAAACAAGUCGCUAUCGACAUGUUCCUCGGUAAUAUGAGCAAUCAACGACAAGUCACCAUUUUUGACCCUAUCCAUGAUUCUGUUCGAGCCGCUCUGGAACAACGGCUUCCAGAAUAUUCCUCGCCAAAGAAUUGCACUAUCUUCGUGGGCACUUGGAAUCUUAAUGGCCGGCCGCCCUCGGAGUCCCUCCUUCCUUGGCUUUACCCCAGACCUAACGCUCCCGACCCAGAUAUGUUCGUGUUAGGUUUCCAGGAGAUUGUACCUUUGACGGCACAACAAAUUGUCCAAACAGAUCCUGAGAAAAAGCGUUUAUGGGAGGCCAGAAUAUUAGAUGCUCUGGCACGGAGGCCGAACAAGAAAUGCGACUACGUGAUUCUCAGGAGCGAGCAGCUUGUAGGGACGGCGUUAAUCAUCGUGGUCAAGAGCGUCUUGAUCGAAGUUAUUCGGAACGUGGAAGCGACCACAAGGAAGACCGGUCUUCGAGGCAUGUCGGGCAACAAGGGAGCCGUCGGUGUCCGACUCGAAUAUCACGACACCUCGUUCUGUUUCCUCACCGCGCAUCUCGCAGCUGGUCACUCAAACGUGGAGGAGCGCAACGCAGACUACCACACCAUCGUCAAUGGCCUACAUUUCUUGAAGGGAAAGACCAUCGACAGCCACGAUAAUGUCGUGUGGCUGGCGGACACCAAUUAUCGGAUCGACCUGGACAAUGAACUGGUUCGAUCUUUAGCUCUUGAAGAUGAUUACGAUGGGCUGCUUGCAGCUGACCAGUUGAAGCAAGUGAUGGAUGCUCGUCUGGCUUUCGAGGGCUACCAAGAAGGCCCGAUACUUUUCCGCCCUACGUACAGAUAUGAUGUGGGCACGGAUAACUACGACACGAGCGAGAAAAUGCGGAUACCUGCUUGGACAGACAGGAUUUUGUUUCGCAGUUCUCAGCUCGAUCUCUCGGCAUACUCAAAGGCGGACCUGCGAGGAUCGGAUCACCGCCCAGUCUUUGCUGUCUUCCGAGCUACAGUCCACGUCAUCGAUCCACUCAAGAAAGCAGAGCUCUCCCGACUUCUCCUUGAUAGCGUGACAGCCACCGCACCUGGUGAGAAGCUGGACGAGAAGCUGGCAGCACUAGCGUUUUUGCCGUCCGUUGGCCUUGCUGGAGGCCCAGACGAUUUACCCCCGCCUAGCUCCGAGGACGAGGCGUGGUGGGACGGGCCCGACCAUCCAGGAGGGGUGAUGCCUAUCUCGCUGUCCCCGACCGACGAGUUCAAGCUGUCAUAUUCGAACGGCUCCUCGACCUCGGCCUCGACCAAUCCCUUCGACUCGUCUUCUACCGAGUCACCGCUAUCAGCUUCACCCUCGUCGUCCGUAGAAGAGCUCAUCGAUCAAGCCUUGCAGCUCCCUACGCCCAUGAUACCAGUGCCAUCACCGUCACCUUCCGCUACGACUACGUCGAUAGAAAAUAAAGCCACCGCAGAGACCAAGCCCUCGUCGGGGAUGUCGAAGAGGAAGCCUCCGCCGCCCCCUCCACCGACGAGAGGGUCGAACACGGGCGGAGCGGCUGGUGCGGCUUCGAGUGGAUGAUUCGGUGGCGGAAAGUUUUGCCCGGGCACUGAUUGCUGAGAGUGGACGGAAAGUUUCGUUUGUAGUGUAUAACGUAUCUUGCUUGCUGUUGGAAUGCCUGCGAUGUUUGGAUGUACGCCUAUGUUACCCUUGUAUGAUUGGUUUGUCCCAGAGCUGGAAGGCUGUUCGCUCAGUAUUCAGAAACGAAGCAAAGCAGAUAUCGCUCGGAAUAGAUACUUGGGACAAGGACAAGAAAGAAGAAAGCAAAUGCGUCCGAGGAUCCAAAUUACAAGCAUAUGCGGAUGGACAACCUGCGAAUAGCGCGAAAGUGCCACAGACAGAUACCACGAAGAGAAGCUACGAAGAGACGUAAUCACCGAGUCGGAUACCGUGUACCCUUCCAAGUACUUCGACGCACACAAAAAAAGGAGCUGUAAAGAGAGAAGAGUGACCCAGAAGAUCCAUCAGAUGAGACCCUGCUUCUUGAGAUCCUCGUAGGUCUUGCGAUUGUAGACGUUGCCCUCUUCGUCUUCGAGUUCUUCGGUCGUCUCCUGCUCGAAGAUCUCGUGGCGCCCUUCUUGCUUUAGCUUCUCUGCGAGUGAGAGGGCGUCCUCGAUUCUUGUUAUCUCGUGGAAAUGCUUUGUAUUCGGAAGCCCGAGCGCGCGCAUCCCGAAGGCAUGUCGGGAUUCUUGGAAGUGGCGGUCGAAGUUUUUUCGUCCCAUGUAUACAUGAUCUGAACAAAUCUCACACCGGUAUUCCACACCCAACCCAUGCAACUUGUACAGCCAAUAGGGAAUAGGCUUGCCGUCCCAUCCAAGCGGCAACUUUAGCGGAUUGUAAAUUCUCUCUUCUUCUUCCUCUUCCUCCUCGCCACCUUCCGCACCGCCCUUCCCAUUCGCCCCGCCUGCAGCCUGCUUGGGCUGGGAAGCGGCCUUCUCCUGCUCAAGUAGUUCUUGCUCGCGUUCACGGGCGGUGAGCGAGAAUCGACGCUCUACGUUCGAUUUCGUGUCGUUGACGACGGGAAGGAGUGUCGAUAGAAGAGUAGUACAGAGGUAGGAGAGCAGCGCGGCCACUCGGUGUUUAUCUUUGGACUUCGAGGUGGAGGCAUGUGGCGUCGAAGUGGCAGUCGAUGGUGGACCGUUGGGAUUAGCGGGUGGUGGUGCGGCGGUGGACUGUUUCUGGGACGCUUUGAUGUGCUUUUUGGACGUUAAGUGGGCAUCGUAUACUGUUUGCUUGGAGUACAUCUUUUGACAUGCAGAACACCAGAUACCCUCUGAGCCGUUUCCGUUCGCGUCUACCUGCGCUUUUGGUUGUUUCGUCUCCUCCCAUCCCUCGAUCUCCCCAGCUUCCCAUUUGACGUCGAAGUCAGCUUGUGUUUGCAUUUGUUGCGAUUCGAUAUCGACAAGAGGUUGUGUCCGGCGCAGGAAAGAGGUAAGAUAUGAAUGGAGGGAACGGAUAUAAGCUUCGUAGUCCUUCGUGAAUCUUGUCUCCUUCGAUAAUUCACGGUGAACGACACCGGAUUCAGAGAGCAUGAGGACGUCAAGGUAUUGGAGGUACGGUAGAUGUCGCCCAAUGUUCUUCAAGUUGUUGUAGGCAGUGUGGUUCGAGUAUAGAUCGAGAUAUCUGCCAUAUGCUUCCUCUCCAGAGAAAAGCAUGCCGACCGGGUCUUCCUCCACAUAGUCCUCAUCAGCGUCUUCGGCGCCUCCCUCAUCAAGAAGAGCAGCUAAUUCGAGUUCGUAGCCAUCUGCACCAGCAUCAGGAUACUUGUUGUGGUGUUCCUGAAUUUUGGCCAACCUAGAGUAAAAUUCCGACAGCUCAAUGCCGUUCUGGUUUGGUGCGCUCAACGAGCUCGCUUCAGCUUUACGCGUGUCCUCGUCCUCGUAGAGCGUGUUUAAUGCCGUGACUCGAGCUGAUACGCGGUCAAGAAUCUGGGAAGCUUUGUGUUCGUUUUGAAGACGUGUUUGGUGAGCAUUUGUUGGUCGAGAAAGAAUUGUGUAGAGGGCGCGUUCGAAGCGUUCAGUUUCUUCAUGCGUCUGUCGGUGCACCUCGAAGAUAGAGUCCAUGUUCCGUUGCCGUGAGCGCCGUAGACGUAAAGCUUGUCGUCGCCGAGCACAGAGUGGACGAGCGUGGCGCUUGUUCG